This is a messenger RNA of Bacillus rossius redtenbacheri, 387 nucleotides long. RefSeq names its product holotricin-1. Bases 91 to 330 code for a protein of 79 amino acids. The transcript has 2 exons. NCBI's taxonomy places the organism in Eukaryota, Metazoa, Arthropoda, Insecta, Phasmatodea, Bacillidae. Gene Ontology annotation, biological process: humoral immune response; defense response to bacterium. The record is from RefSeq and is a predicted model, not a curated record.
CCCAGCCCAUCGAGAAGGGGGUGGACACUGUACACUGCGCUCAGCACUCAGCACUCAGCACUCUGCACUCUGCUCUCCGGACUCCACGCUAUGAAGCUCUCGCUGGCUCUACUGGCAGUGGUCUUGCUGGCUGCUUGCACGGCUUCACCCACGGGACCGCAACAGCCAGAAGCCGGAGUGCGACUGCGGCGCGCGACCUGCGACCUGCUGAGCAUAAGCACGCCCAUCGGCUCGCUGAACCACGCGGCCUGCGCCGCGCACUGCCUCGCCAUGCGCCGCGGCUACCGAGGCGGCCGCUGCCGGGACGGCGUGUGCCACUGCCGGUCCUAGACCAGCCGGCGUGCUCUGCUGUACCGCCUGAGACAGUAAACUGCAGCUGCAUAACUA